Molecule: messenger RNA, 744 nt
Organism: Telopea speciosissima
Lineage: Eukaryota; Viridiplantae; Streptophyta; Magnoliopsida; Proteales; Proteaceae
Product: pentatricopeptide repeat-containing protein At3g26782, mitochondrial-like
Exons: 4
Coding region: 1-744 (247 amino acids)
Biological process (GO): RNA modification
Molecular function (GO): protein binding; RNA binding
Source: RefSeq, a predicted model, not a curated record
AUGGGUUACCGUGUGGCCGAUAGUAAUUCUGAUUCUAUAUUCGCCGUACUAACUGCUUUAAAUUUAAUAACUAUUGUACUAGAGAUAACUGUUGCAUUAGGCUUGGAUACGGGUUGUAGUGUGACCGAUGGUAAUUCUGGUACCAUGAUAGAGGAAGGAAUCAAACCGAAUGAUGUCACCUUUGUGGGUGUGUUGAGUGCUUGUAGUCAUGCUGGUCUUAUUAGUAGGGGAUGGAUGUAUUUCACAUCCAUGAGUGAUGUUUAUGGUGUGACUCCUAAAGUUGAACAUUAUGGAUGCAUGGUUGAUAUUUUGGGACGAGCAGGGUAUCUUAAGGAGGCAAGAGAACUCAUUAGCAGUAUACCCUUUGCACCAGAUGCAAUUGUCUGGAGGGCUCUUCUAGGUGCCUGUAGGAUGGACAAGAACGUGGAACUAGCAGAAGAAGCUAUAGUUAAUCUUCUGGAGUUGGAGCCUCAUGUGGAUGGGAAUUAUGUUCUUUUGUCAAACAUAUAUUCACAGGCAAAGAGGUGGGGUGAAGUUGCGAAAAUCAGGAGGAUAAUGAGAGGGAAAAUUUAUGCAAUUCAAGAGCAGGGAGCAGGGGAGGCUGUGGAGCACCUCUGUGUUUCCCUGAGGAAACGUAGAGGUCCACAGCCUCCAUUGCUCCGUGCUUUUGAGUUGCAGAAGCUAGAAGAUGAGAUUGGGAGAAGAGUUGCAGAAGCCAAAAUCCGAGAUUGGGAGAGGGAGUAA